Messenger RNA from Phacochoerus africanus (Common warthog), 2895 nucleotides. RefSeq names its product break repair meiotic recombinase recruitment factor 1 (gene BRME1). The transcript is spliced from 9 exons. Gene Ontology annotation, biological process: double-strand break repair involved in meiotic recombination. Bases 1 to 2403 code for a protein of 800 amino acids. Lineage: Eukaryota; Metazoa; Chordata; Mammalia; Artiodactyla; Suidae. The record is from RefSeq and is a predicted model, not a curated record.
AUGGCCGCGCACGCGCCCUUCCUGAGUCCCGCGCCCCUCGUUGGCACCCCGCGACCGCCGACCGCGUACCCUCUGCCCCUCAAGCGGCCGCCCUACUUCCGCCUCGGCCCUUGGGCGCCGCGGCACCUGAGCACAGCAACUGGACUUGCCGGGCCCGCCGCACUGAAACUACAACUCCCGGCAGGAAGUGCGCGAGCGCGCACGCGCUGCCUCAGGGGUAGUGGGCGGUACCACGGGUUGCUCAGGAAAGAGGCGGAGCGUACGCGAGUGAGAGGGGCGGUGCUGGCAUCGCACAUGCGCACGACGGGGCUUCAUAGUGCGCGGGAAAGAGGCGGAGCGUUUGCCGGUGUGAGGCUUGGAAGCGGCACCCUGGUUCAUGGCUUUGCGCGGCCACUUAUUUCUCUAGGGAGGGAUAAAAUGAGUAAGAGGAAGAAGCUUCGGACCUCAGGAGGAGGGGAAGGAAUCCGUCCUAUGAAACUUCCAAAGAACUCAAGUCUAGAAGACUCUGACGGGGUCCCCCAAAGUUCCAAGUUGGGCCAUUUGCAUCACCUUGAAGAGUCUGAAGGCAGAUCAGGACCUGCUCCCUCUGCAGAGCAGAGCAGGGAGGAACCAGAACAGGUAGCCUCCAGCUCUCCAGAUACGGAAGCAGCAGCUCCCUCCAGGCUCCUCAGGCAAUCAGAAAAGGAGCCAGUGCCCUUCCCUCUUUCCCAGAACUCAGUUGAGAGGUUCGUCCCCCAGUUUGCAAAAGCCAGGAAGACAGUGACAAGACAAGCAGAGAGGAGAGAAGAGGACCCAGGGGGUGGGGCCUUUAGCUCGGAAACCCUGCCAGAGCCCAGUGCCCAGCAGGCCAGAAACCAGCCUCAGGAGGAGUCCCCAGGGCUUGCCCUCCAGGAAGCCAGGGACCCAGAAGACCAGAUCCAGGCAGACAGUACCUACCCCAAGCUGAACAGUCAAAGCCCCGUGCCUGGCAGUGGGGACCCUCAGCCCUCUGCCUCCACCAGCCCCUCUUCAGAGUGUGGGUCGGUGCCCUUGGCCUCAGAGCGGACCAGCCAGGACCACUUGUCAGAGCACAGGGGGAACAUGCCAGAUGAUGGGAGCACAGAGGAUGACUGGGCUCCAGGUGAUCACAGCCAGCACAAGCACCUGCCAGGCAAGGCUGUUGAGGAAAAGGAGCCAGACCAAGGAGCCUUCCAGGAGAGAGAUGCCCGAGGAGGAGCAGGGGCUGACCUGCCUGAGGGUGGCCAGGAGGAAGGAUUUGCAGCCCAGGGCCCUCCUGACCCUAUGCAGACACCCAGCAGAACUGGUGGGGAAGCAGAAUGGAGCUGUAGCAGCCCAAGACACUCUCCCCUUGGACCUGUGGUCAUAGCAGAUGUGAACAUAGACCCCACUGAGCCGGAACAGAGGACUCUGGAGGUGGCCGGGCCAGGCAGGGAGGUCAACACUAGGGUGCCUGCCUCUCCCAGUGGGAAGGCUCCUGAUGGAGGCCGCAGCAGGGCCCUGCCUGUCUGCAUGCCUCUCGCUGGGGAGAUCACAGGGGGCAAAGGGGAGGCCAGGAAUGAAGACAAGCCCCCUGGUGAUGUCCCAGGGGUCCUAGGAGCCUCCCUGGCUCUAGCUCAGGAGAUCCAGGAGCCCCCAAUAGGUGCUGGGAAUUCUGGCCCUUUAGCCUUGGAAAUGGGUCCAGGUGUUGGCCAGACACAGGUGCCAGGCCAGGGUCAAGAGGAGAUAGGAGGUGUGUGCUCACCACCUUUGCCAUCGCAGCCUGAGAGUGAAAAAGCAGCCAAGUUAGGGAGCCAGGGCUGCAAACAAGACUUCAAGGGGCUCAGUUUGUCCUUUGGAGCCUCUGCUCCACUGGUGUACAGAGAAGCAGUGGCUGGCCCUCCCCAGGAUGCUGGGACACACCAGGGCAUCCCAGAUGCCCCCGCAGGCCUGGCAGGCCAGCCUGAGCAACCUCCUGACUCUUCAGAGCAGGCCUUCUGGGGGGAAUCCCCAGCCAUGGAACUUGACUUCCUGCCAGACAGUCAGAUACAGAAUGCCCUGGAAAGCCUUGGCUUCGAAGCCCCACCUGAGCAGUUGUUUCCUGCAGGGAGCGGGCUGGGCCCUUGUUGCCCUGGCACCAGUCCAUGUGCUGACGGAAAUCCCUUUGCCGAGGCCCAGCUGAGGACCCAAGUGGGGAUCAAGACCUGUGAAGCCGCCAGGAUGGAGGACGCAACAGAGACCGUGCGCGGCCUCGUCAUCGAGCUCUCCAACCUGAACCGGCUGAUCAUGUGCGCCCACCGGGACCUGGAGGCCUUCAAGCGCUUCAACUACUACCGGAAGGCAAAGCCUGCAGGGAAGGCUCCCACACCCCACCCACCAAAGGGGGCUGGGACGCCUCGAGGGGAGCAGUCCUGGAGGGAUUUGUAGGCUGCUUCCAAACUAAGUGCUUCUACAAGCUUGCCGGCCCCCAGAAGUGCCUGACAUUCCUGCCGAACAGCUGGAAACAAUCCCGGAAAGCCUGCAGGCCCCUGUGUGCCCCCUGGUAUUUUGUUACCCUCCAAGAUGCUCCCACGGGGCCUAGUGGGCCCCAGAAACCUCCCCUCAGCCAACCCGGAAGUCAGCUUCCCAUGGGAACCACAGGAGGCCCUGCCUGUGUCAACAACCUCCCUUGGGAGUUGUCUGGGCAGGGCUGGAGGUGGGGGCUUUGGGCUGAGUCCCCAGGAAGCCAUCUGGGGCCCCAGAGCUGCCCAGAUGUUUAUCUGGGUUUGCAAAUUUCAGCUCCUUAGCAAGGUUAUGAAAGGUUCAGAAUUUGUUUCUUUCCUGGAGGAGAAAAGGGCUUGCUUUGUUGGUCAUACCCUUGUUUUUCUCCGGAUUUCCAUUUUAUUUCUUCUGGGAAGGCCAUUAAUAAAUGAUUCUCUA